Sphaerodactylus townsendi is the source of this 3871-nucleotide messenger RNA. It is a transcript of the gene GGA1, whose product is annotated as golgi associated, gamma adaptin ear containing, ARF binding protein 1. Gene Ontology annotation, molecular function: phosphatidylinositol binding; ubiquitin binding; small GTPase binding. The record is from RefSeq and is a predicted model, not a curated record. Gene Ontology annotation, biological process: vesicle-mediated transport; intracellular protein transport. The transcript is spliced from 18 exons. NCBI's taxonomy places the organism in Eukaryota, Metazoa, Chordata, Lepidosauria, Squamata, Sphaerodactylidae. Gene Ontology annotation, cellular component: trans-Golgi network. Bases 234 to 2321 code for a protein of 695 amino acids.
GACACGCUAGGCGGACAUUGUCGCCUCGAUGACGCAAAGGGGGAAGUUGUGAAUAAGUUUUGUGUCGUUCCGGCCGCAACUUCCGCAGCUCUAUAGUUUACAGAAGGGCUCUCUAGGCGACCAUCUGCGUUCCUUCUCUAUGGCUCGGCGCUCCCGGACCAGGAGGGUGCCGAGGAUUUCGUUCCCUUGACCGAGAGGCCGUGGCGGUGGCGGGGGGCGGGGCGAUCGAACCGAUGGAGCCGGGGAUGGAGGUGGAGACGCUGGAGUCGAGGAUCAACAAGGCGACAAAUCCUCUGAACAAGGACCUAGAGUGGGACAGCAUCAAUGCUUUCUGUGAUCAGCUUAAUAAGGAGCUAGAAGGCCCACCCCUUGCUACCCGGCUUCUAGCCCACAAGAUCCAGUCUCCGCAAGAAUGGGAAGCCAUUCAGGCUCUCACAGUGUUGGAGGCCUGUAUGAAAAACUGUGGCAAGCGCUUCCACAAUGAGGUGGGCAAGUUCCGCUUCCUGAAUGAGCUCAUCAAGGUGGUGUCACCUAAGUAUCUUGGCAGCAGGACUUCAGAGAAAGUGAAAUCUAAAAUCCUGGAGCUGAUGUAUAGCUGGAUGUUGGGGCUGCCGCAUGAAAUAAAGAUUACAGAGGCCUAUAAGAUGCUGAAGAAGCAAGGGAUUGUGAAAUGUGAUCCCAAAUUGCCAGAUGAUGCACCCUUUCCACUGCCUCCCCCUAGGCCAAAGAAUGUGAUCUUUGAUGAUGAAGAAAAGUCCAAGAUGCUGGCUCGCCUGCUCAAAAGCUCCCACCCUGAGGACCUCCGAGCUGCCAACAAGCUUAUCAAAGAGAUGGUUCAAGAGGAUCAAAAGCGAAUGGAGAAGAUCUCCAAGAGGGUGAAUGCCAUUGAGGAGGUGAACAACAAUGUGAAGCUGUUGACAGAGAUGGUGACGAACUACAGCAAGGGCGAGACAACUGAGAGCAACGAGGACCUCAUGAAGGAGCUGUACCAGCGUUGUGAGCGCAUGAGACCCAUGCUUUUCCGGCUUGCCAGUGACACAGAGGACAAUGAUGAGGCUUUAGCAGAAAUUUUGCAAGCCAACGACAACCUCACCCAAGUGAUCAACCUAUAUAAGCAGGUUGUGAAAGGAGAGGAGAUAAAUGGCGAGACUGUGGGUGGUUCCCUCCGAGGCAGCACCUCAGCCCUUCUGGACCUCUCGGGAUUGGACAUGCCAUCCGUUGCACCCUCAUACCCAGCCGUACCAACUUUCUCAGGUGGCUCCAUAGCUCCUGUGCCAGAGCUGUCUAGCUCUGCGUGCUUGUUGGACGAUGAACUCAUGUCCUUAGGGCUGAACGACCCAGCACCACCCGCAGCCCAGGGUACGGAUAAUGGUGGUUGGAACAGUUUCCAGGCUGGUGGAUCUUCUGUUGGGGAAAAGGGGGAGGAGUGGAGCCUCAGUCAAACCAGACCCAGAGAAGAAGCUUCACUGCAGUCGUCUGACAGUCCUGAAGUUGGCGCUCAUUCUCUCACCAUGGGGAAAGCUGACACCGGACUGCCUGCCUCAACGCCUCCCACUACCACCAGUGGCCUGGAUGACCUGGACCUGCUGGGCAAGACUCUGUUGCAACAGUCCCUUCCACCAGAGUCUCAGCAAGUCAGAUGGGAGAAGCAGCCGCCACCACGGUUAACAUUGCGUGACCUCCAAAACAAGAGUGCCUCCUGUCCAUCUGUGACCACCAACAGCACCCCACCCCUCUUCCAGAGUCUCUCCUCAAACCUUGCUGCACCUGUGCCCCUGCCGUCAGAGCAACCUGCUCCUGUUGUGGUUCCUCGAGCGCCCCCUGCACCUUCUGCAACUGCACUUCCCGCAGCAGGCCUUCCUGCUUCAAAAGCUCCCCCAGAAAUCUCACUGACAAAUGUCACUGUGCCCUUGGAAUCUAUCAAGCCAAGCAAUAUCCUCCCGGUGACUGUAUAUGAUCAACAUGGUUUCCGUGUCCUCUUCCACUUCGCCAAGGACUCUCUGCCUGACCGGCCUGAUGUGCUAGUGGUAGUCAUCUCCAUGCUCAGCACAGCCCCUUUGCCCAUUAAGAACAUCAUCUUUCAGUCUGCUGUCCCAAAGGUCAUGAAGGUGAAAUUGCAGCCUCCCUCUGGAACGGAGCUCCCGCCUUUCAACCCCAUUGUGCCCCCCACUGCAAUCACCCAGGUCCUCCUGCUUGCGAACCCGCAGAAGGAGAAAGUGAGACUACGAUACAAGCUGACUUUCGCCAUGGCAGAUCAGACCUACAAUGAAAUGGGAGAUGUGGACCAGUUCCCCCCUCCAGAGUCAUGGGGAAAUCUCUAGGGCUGCAGCGGGAGUGCUGCGUCUGACUUCUAAGGAUUCUGCCCCCCUAGGACAAGAGCCCACCCAAAGCUGGCUAGCACUCAGGCUCUGUCCUCAGACUAGAAUACUGGCUGCCAACAGUAUGCUCUGUGUGUGGAGGACAGCAGGCAAAUGCGACGGGAGGGGGUGCUUGUUUUGAGGGUUGGUGGAGCUGCUGGAAUGGCUUGAGUGAGUUGCUCUCUGUCCUGCGACCUGACUUUCGGAGCCCCCACCCUCACCCUGCUUUCCCAGUUGUGCUUUUCCUUUCACGGAAAGGCGCUGAUGACUAGCUCAGGCUGACUCUGAGAAACCUGGCCCCAGGGAUAGACUCUUCAGACCUCUUUUCUUUCUUGACCCUUCGGUUCUUUGGCCCUCCAUGAGCAAACCUAAAGUGCUGGUCUCAAUGAGUGGGUGCAGGGAGCGAUGCCCCUCGUUGUGCUUGUCUGCCCCCAGGACGCAAGGCUUGAUUGGUGGGUUUGCGUGGGCAAAAAAGUCUUGCUGUUUGUCAUAGGGGCUCUCACUGGCUCAUUCCUGUUUCCAAGGGCGGCAGAACCUUGAGCUUGCGGGGUAGGUGGGUCUUUCACACUCACAAGGUGCUCAUUGCUCUAACAAAAUGGCCUGGGGCUGAUUCUCCCUUAGCACACAUGUUGAGCAGAAUCUGAGUAAGAAGUCAGGGAGGAAGGUAGCCUCAUGUGUCUGCUCCAACAUGCCUUAUACAAGAAGGACUAGUGUUGUGGCCUUACAGUGCAGUUAUGAGGCAGGGGUUGGACUUUCGUGGCCGUGGCAGCUGGCUGGGGUGACUUGAGCGUGGCUGUCCCACUCCAUAGCUUCCUUGAUCAGGACAGGAAACUGAUGUUCCAAGUGGCUAUUCAGAAAGAAAUUGGAAGGAGGGGUGGCUCACUCAUUGACGCUGGCUAUGGAAUGUGGCAACCCAACACCACUCCAUAUCACAAAUCCCAGCAGUUAAGACUGUGUGGCACAGAAGGGGGUUGUGGAAGAGGAAAGAUCGGCACAGCCAGCUCGGUUUCUCCACACAUCCUUGCCAGCUGUAACCACUCCUUUUCUCCUUCUCACAAGCGGACGUGCUCACUGGGCGCGAGCGAAGAAGGAUGCAACCUAUAUGACUAACCUUAUUCUUGUGUCAUGAGCAAACCACCUCUGGGAAUGCCUGGCCUUGGCUUGCAGUUUGCCAGGUGGCUCUGCAAGAGUGGGAAUUGGGCUUCAAGGGACAGGAGCUGCACGCAGGACUCAAGGGCUGACCUGACAUUUUUACCCACACGGGAUUGCGCACCUCUUUUUGGUGGGAAGGCCUUUCUGAAGUGGGGAUUCUGCUGUGACUGGAUGCUUUUACUUUCUGGUCCCUCUGUCAAGGUUAUCCCCCCCCCCUCCUUUCUCUCUCUAGAUUCAGUUUGGUUCUUGAACAGACUUCUGGAUAUUUUUGGUGCAAAUUCUGCACAUGGAAAAGGACUUUAAAAUAGACUGUGUGUGAAAUCUGCUGUAUUAAUGGGAAAUAAAGAGAUUUCUUCCCUAAA